Brenthis ino (lesser marbled fritillary) is the source of this 1083-nucleotide messenger RNA. The record is from the annotation of a GenBank genome assembly. Lineage: Eukaryota; Metazoa; Arthropoda; Insecta; Lepidoptera; Nymphalidae.
AUGUGUAUGGAAAUGAAUUUACAGACCCUUUUCCAGGAUUUUAAUCCUAGCAAAUUUGUCGUGCACACUUGUUUGCUGAUAUUUACGGCCCUACUAGCUUUAAAAUUGGAUAACACAAUAACAUGGUCCUACUGGGCAGUGUUUACACCAAUAUGGAUCUGGAAAUUCCUCGUUAUCCUGGGUGCUACAGUGGGUACAUAUGUUUGGUGGCAAUAUCCUCAUUUCAGGUUAGAAGGUGAAGCAUACAUUCAUUACAAAGCAAUGUUAAUAAGUCUUGCCAUACAUCUAAUAUUACUUAUGUUUGAGUUACUUGUCUGUGAUCAGCUAACUACAUCCCGCCACUAUUGGAUACUAGUCUUUAUACCACUUAUUUUUAUAAGUAUAAUCUCCAUUGCUAUUUGCAUUUGGUGUGUGAAACAUGAUCGUAGCUAUGAGUUGGAACUGUUUUGUGCUGUAAAUAUACUUCAGUUUAUAUUUUUGGCAUUGAAAUUGGACAUUUUCAUUAAUUGGUCUUGGGAAGUUGUUUUUGUUCCACUAUGGAUUCUUAUGUGCCUCAGCCUUGUAGGUGAGUGGGUGCUUUACAGCAUUAUAUUUGCGGGCAUUUUACUACGGACGCCAGAUGCAAAUUUACAGCAAAGGCGGACAAGUUUCAACACAGCCCUGGCUUAUACUUUCACUGUUAUACCCAUAUUAGUAUUUCAGGUGCUAUUAACAAACAAGUUGGAUGAUGAACUAUCACUCUCAUAUAUAGUAGUGGUGAGUCCACUCUUUGUGACUUACGCGACACUUAUCAUAAUGUCCUUCAGUUCCAAAGGAGGAAAUAAAUGGUGGUUCGGAAUCAGAAAAGACUUUUGCCAGUUCCUUCUCUCAGUGUUUCCUUUACUCCAGGAAUAUGCGAAUAUUGCCUACAAUAAUAAUAAUGUAAAUCAAUCAAGUGGUAUACCAACGGAACCCAUGAACCAGGAGCCUUAUAGGGACGAGGAAAUACAGAAGAAAGUGAAAGAAAAGAAGUCUCACAAAAAUCAAAAGAAGAACGAAGCCAUGAAACCAGUAGUGCCUGUGACGAGUAUCGAUAUGCCGGAU